AUGGAGGCAUCAAUGAAUAACUCUCCAUCAGUGACGGACUUGUAUGAGAUGGGUAUGAGUACACCCCCCAGCUAUGUAUUCCAGCGGACAAAGAGAAGCAUAGAUGGAAUUGAUGACUCGAUAAUUAAACAGCUUGAGGAGUUUAAAGAAGAGAUAAGAAAAAUGUUGUGUCACUACUCAGAAAAACAAGAAAAAGAGAUGCAAUAUAUGACCACUACUUUAAAAGAAAUCCAACAGUCUAAUAUUUCUAUUGAGAACUCGAUCGCAUAUCUUACGGCUCAAAAUCAAGAACUUAAAGCAAAAGUAUAUCAACUAGAAAAUCAGUCCAAAGAAGAGAAAAAGUACAUCAAAUUAUUAGAAGAUAAAAUUGAAACGAUUCAGAUGAGUAACCAAAAGCGCAACUUUGUUAUCAAGAACGUGCCUAAAAGAACCAAUGAGACCAAAGAAGACCUAAUUGAAAUGACUCUGUGUCUCGCUAAGAACAUUGACUGUCCGAUCACCAAACAUGACAUAAAAGACAUAUAUAGGGCUCAUGGCAAACUUAAUACACCGAUAAUUGUGGAAACUGGUUCGACACUAAUCCAGAAAGAGGUAAUAAAAAUGGGGAAUACUUACGACGCCUUACGAUGCAACUUAUUUCCAUUGACCUGUCUUCCUGAUAAUGUUUGCACCUUGUUAUUAGAUGUUCAAAAUGAAAAUAUACCAGCUCAUAUCAACUGCAACACGUUUAAAUUUACUGAA
This is a messenger RNA of Brenthis ino (lesser marbled fritillary), 741 nucleotides long. The record is from the annotation of a GenBank genome assembly. NCBI's taxonomy places the organism in Eukaryota, Metazoa, Arthropoda, Insecta, Lepidoptera, Nymphalidae.